Messenger RNA from Lottia gigantea (owl limpet), 1146 nucleotides. RefSeq lists its product as hypothetical. Gene Ontology annotation, molecular function: G protein-coupled peptide receptor activity. NCBI's taxonomy places the organism in Eukaryota, Metazoa, Mollusca, Gastropoda, Lottiidae. Gene Ontology annotation, biological process: neuropeptide signaling pathway. Gene Ontology annotation, cellular component: membrane. The transcript has a single exon. The record is from RefSeq and is a predicted model, not a curated record. The coding region runs from base 1 to 1146 and encodes 381 amino acids.
AUGCAGAACAAAACAAUAAACGGUAUUGACACUGAAAUUGCGUCCAAUGGAAGUGCUGUGUACAGUGGAAAAGAGGUCUUGUAUUACAACAAUACCUUACUGUACCAACUAAACCAUGAACGGAUGUUGUUCAAUGUACCAGUUAUCGUCGUUUUAUUUGUCAUCAUGUUCAUUGGAUUCUUUGGAAAUAUUUUAGUGAUCGUAAUUUAUAAAUUUUUCUCGCCGAAAACACCGGCCAAUUUUUACAUUUUAUUUUUAGCUGCCGUGGAUAUCAUGAGCUGUGUUUUCUGCAUUCCGUUUCAUAUUUAUAAAUUAUGGAAUCCGUAUGUGAGUGCUUUACCUAUAAUUUGCUGCAUCUCGCGGUUUCUGGAAGGUUUUUUCAAUCUGACAUCAGGAUUUAUUCUAGUGUCCGUAGCUUCAGAGAGAUAUUUUAAGAUUAGCCUCCCUUUAAUGCCCUAUGAGAUGGACAAAGCCAAGAAGAUUUCAGUAGUUAUAUCUAUUCUGGCGGUGGUCUUGUCGUUACCGCAGCUGCAUUUUAACAAGGAGACUAUCAUGUUAAUUGGAAAGUUGCAGGUUGUGGGGCAGUAUUGUGGGGCUCUUUACGGUAACUCUAUGUAUUUAUUUUUAUACCAAGGCUUUUUGUUUCUGGUCUAUUUGAUAUCUUAUGGUGCUUUUGCUUAUUUUUAUGGUAGAAUCGUCAUCAUCAUUAUUAAACGUCGAAUGCAGAUAAAAGCCAACAAGUCGAAACGUAAGGAUUCUGGUAGCAUGACGCAAUACCUUAACUCAGGUCAAGUUACGGGUAUAAGAAUGCGAUCCAGUAAAACAACAGUAUGUCUGGCAACCAUUACAUUUACUGUCAUGACUGGAUACGUACCUUUUCUGACCAUCAUGUUAAUACGAACUUCCGGUGUGUCGUUACAGACUACUGUAACGCCAUCUGGUGAAUAUUUCCAUUACGGUUCGUCUGCCAUUGUGGAUUUAGCGUGUACACUGUGUGUGAAAUCUUACUUUAUCAAUUCAGCUCUCAACCCGGUAAUCUACAGCGUUUUAAACCCAGCAUUUAGAUUCAGAACAAGACAAGCCUUGAAAAUGACAAAAGGGCCUCGAACACAAAAGACUUCUAAUUCUGUAUCACUGACGUGUUGA